AUGUUUUUUGUUAUCCAUGAUAACUUUAAGCUGAAGCUGACAAAAACACACAUACACACUCCAUUUUAUAAAAUAAGUCUUCUUUUGAAUAAAAAUACAUCAAUUCAUCAUCGUUUUGUUUAAAAAUUCAUCAAUGAUUCAUAAAAAAACUUUUUUUUCCAUACUGCUAAAACAUUGGUAAAUGGUAUUGCAGAGUAAGGACAUAAUUGUUAGAAACAUGGAUACUCCUAAACAUUUUGUUAAUAGUAUUUAAAAAAAAAAUAUUCAACUUUAAGUCACCAAGUAAAAUCUGUCAUAUUAAUAAUAUUGGUAAAAAAAGAAGGAUUGCACAAUGUUUUUUAAAAUUAUUUGGUUUUUAAUCGCCCUCGAGUGCAACCGGGUAUUUGGAAUAGGCCUUCGACCUAUGAUCCUAGAGGCACACAAUCGCAGAAGGGCCAAGUAUGGAAAUCAACCGCUGGUCCUGGACGACAAGCUCAGUCAGGAAUGUAAAACAUUCGCAGAGAAAUUAGUUAAGGAUGGAUUCGAAAGCGUUUGCGUAGAGGGCCAUUCAGAUGAAAACUUAGUAGGGGAGUGCGCCGAUAUCCAUUCGGUCUUGGACGGAGGUGGCCCUAUUGAUGGCAGAUAUACCCAAAACGUAUGCGUUUUUCGUGAUGCUUUUCCCAGGGCUUGUGUUCGAAAUUGGUUCCAUUAUCGAGGCUACCGUAAUAAUAAGAAAUAUUACAAAUUUACGGCUAUGAUAUGGAAUGCCUCCACUAGACUUGGCGUUGGUCUGGCGAGAGUAAAGGAUACGCGGUUCUUAGUGGUGAGGUAUGUUCCACCUGGAAACAUCUUUAAGGACAUGGAAUUCAAUGUGCCCAAACGACAAACUCAUUUUUGGGAUAAAGUAGAAGAAACAGUUGACGUUGACCAUAACCAUCAUGCAGUACGCACUACAACUCAUUCUAACUCUGGCUCCAGUGCAUUUGCUAAUUGGAUCUUUAAAACGUACAUUUUAACACAAAUAUAUUCGGCUGUUCAUCCUAUUUUUUCGUCCUUCCUAGGGAUUAUUUAAAGCAAACGCCAUUUUUAA
Messenger RNA from Drosophila subpulchrella, 1069 nucleotides. Its product is annotated as Golgi-associated plant pathogenesis-related protein 1. The record is from RefSeq and is a predicted model, not a curated record. Lineage: Eukaryota; Metazoa; Arthropoda; Insecta; Diptera; Drosophilidae. Bases 332 to 1051 code for a protein of 239 amino acids. The transcript is spliced from 4 exons.